Pleuronectes platessa (European plaice) is the source of this 2783-nucleotide messenger RNA. RefSeq names its product polyhomeotic-like protein 1. NCBI's taxonomy places the organism in Eukaryota, Metazoa, Chordata, Actinopteri, Pleuronectiformes, Pleuronectidae. The record is from RefSeq and is a predicted model, not a curated record. Bases 1 to 2724 code for a protein of 907 amino acids. The transcript is spliced from 14 exons. Gene Ontology annotation, cellular component: PRC1 complex; nucleus. Gene Ontology annotation, molecular function: zinc ion binding; protein binding.
AUGGAGACGGAUGGAGAGCAGAACCAGCAGGGGGCCUCGACCAAUGGGAGCGCUGCGUCCGGGACCGCCACCACCACCACCACCUCCCGCCCCUCUCCCAUGAACUCCAUGUCUCUGUAUGAACGACAGGCGGUGCAGGCGCUGCAGGCGUUGCAGCGGCAGCCGAACGCAGCUCAGUACUUCCAGCAGCUGAUGCUGCAGCAGCAGAUCAACAACGCUCAGCUGCAGAACCUGGCCGCCGUGCAACAGGCGACUCUGGCUGCCAGUCGUCAGUCGAGUCCUUCCAGUGGAAGCUCGUCUCAGACCAGCAGCUCCACAUCUGCUAGUGUAACAUCUGGAACGGGGUCCACGACCAGCAGCCGUCCAAUGGGAGGCUCAGCAGCGUCGGUCCUUCUGAGCGGGACGGCAGCAGGACAGGGACAAAUGUACCUGAGGGUCAACCGCUCCCUGAGGACGCCCAUCUCCUCCCAGCUCAUCUUCAUGCCCGGCAGCUCAGCAACGGCUGCUGUGGCCACCGUCACCACGCAGCAGCCGCCUGAGGCCACGCCCACCUCCUCCUCCAGCAGCCAGGCAGACAACGACCAGGUGCAGAAUCUGGCCAUGAGAGGCGUGACCAGUCCCAAAGGUGUGAAGACUGAAGCUCCAGAGAGGAGUGACUCAGCGGCCUUCUCUCUGGUCCAACCCUCCCACCAGUGCACCGCCCAGUCUCCCUCCAAGCCCAGCCAGCCUCAGCCCCAGCCCCCCCACAUCAAGAUCCCCACGUACCCUCAGCCCACCAACCUCAAAGCCCACCCCGCCUCCUCCGGAGCGUCCUCCUCCUCUUCCUCCACCUCCUCCAUCCCGCUCUCCCAGCUCCUGCUUCACGGGACCCGGACCCUCGCCACUGGUACCACAGCUCCCACAGCAGCGCACACCGUGAUCCUCGCGUCCAACGCGCCGUCUCAUCACCACGGGUACCCAGUGGGCACGGCGAGCAUCAAACCGGCGGUCAACGCUCAGACGCUGGUGGUGCAGCCGCUGCAGAAGAGCUCGCUCGGCGCUGAGAAACCGGGCCACGGCACCGGGCCCGUCCCGAUUCAACCCAAGACUCUGCAGGGGCUGCGUCUGCCCCUCCACCUGCCCUCCAGGAACCCCCCGCCCAUCCUCCCUGCCCCUCCUCCAGCCAGCAGCUCCGCCCAGCCUCCCCAGACGCCACACAUCCCAGUCCAGAUCGUGGGGGCCCGGCAGAGCACGCUGGGAAACGGCCAGGCGCUGGCACUGGCCCGGGGCAGCUGCAGCCAGGACGGACCUGUCCUCACCAGCUCCUCCAGCCUGCUCACCAUGGUGGCCUCCAUCGCGUCCCGGGAGGGCGGGGUGGUGGGGCGCGGCGUGGGGCUCAAGGCACUUCACUCGCCCCAGGAGGCUCCCCCAUUGGCUCAGGUCUCUCAAGUGCAUCCGCUGGCCAAUCAGAACUCUGGACAGGGUCAGAACGGACCUGUAGCUUCAAGCCCCGCCUCCUCCAAGCCCCUGACAGUUUCUGCUCCUCCCUCCUCGCUCUCUCGUUCCUCCCUCUCCCUCCCCCUCCCCCUGGGGGCCGAGGAGCAGAGAGGAGCCGGUGUGACCACUAACGGAGACGCAUCAGGACGCCAGACGCCACAGGGAAAGCAGGUGAUUGGUUCCCUAAAGAGGAAAUCAGACUCCAAUGCAGCCAAUGACGAAGAUGGCCCCUCCCCUCCACGGAUCCCGCCGGUCAGAGACCACGCCUCUGCGCUCCCAACCAAUCCCAUCAAAGCAGGAUGUAACGCUCCUCCUCCGGCCCCCCCCUCUCCCUCCCCUGUCCUAUCUGUGUCCCGCGGGGGGAGUGGUCAGGGGGACAGAGCUCAUCCCCCUCAGGCGGUGGUCAAACCUCACGUCCUCACACACCUCAUCGAGGGCUUCGUCAUCCGGGAGGGGGCCGAGCCUUUUCCUGUGUGUGGUGCAGUGAAGGACUCGACUGGAGAGGAUUUAACCAACGACAGUCCAGACACCAACCAAUCAGAGACCGGUACCACCGCCACAGUGCUCAAGUGUGAGUACUGUAAAAACUUUGCUCCUGCCAGCCAGUUCAGAGGCACCAAAAGGUUCUGCUCCAUGACUUGUGCCAAGAGUAUGUAUUGGUUCCCCAGGUACAACGUCAGCUUCAGGCAGCACCUGUGCGUGCGGCAGGGUCACGGCCAGGGUCACGGCCAGGGUCAGGGUCAGGGUCACGCUCCGGAGCAGGACCACGGCCAAGGUCACUUCUCCAACUCGGACGAGGAGGCAGGGAUCGCCAGGCGGAGGGUUCCCCGCAGGACCAGCUCAGAGAUAGCCAGUGCCAAGAUAGCAGGGAGACCUCUACCUGUCAAGUGCCGCUCAGAGUCCAGCCAUUCAGACGAGGAGUCCAGCGGAGAGGAGGAUGAAGACGACCCCAUGUCCCUCUCGCCGGCCUCCUCGGCCUCCUGCCACCAGGCGGCGCCGCAGCCGCCCACGGACAGCUCUGCGCCCAGCUGCCUGCCCUCUGGCCCCGCCCAGUGGAGCGUGGAGGAAGUGUCGCAGUUUAUCUCCUCGCUGCAAGGCUGCGAGGACCUUGCCUCCCAGUUCCUGUCGCAGGAGAUUGACGGACAGGCUUUGCUCCUGCUGAAGGAGGAGCACCUCAUGUCCACCAUGAACAUCAAGCUGGGCCCCGCCCUGAAGAUCUGCGCCCACAUCAACAACCUGAGAGACUGAAGUCAGAGUUUCCAUGAACCAGCGCGUUCGAAGUCGAGCUCCGGGCAUUCCCCCCCCCC